UCUACCUUUCUCAUUUCUGGUGUUGAAUCUCCGAAUCCAAUUUCCUCUCCCUCUCCCUCUACCAUCAACAAUGGCAACAUCUAUUGCAGCUCGCUUCUCUAGAAAGGCCGCGGCCUCGGCGUUCUCCGGCUGUCGCUACGUCACCGCUUCCCGUAGUUUCUCCGCGGAGGCUGCCAAAACGAUCUCGCCAUCGUCGGAUCGAGUGAAGUGGGACUACAGGGGUCAAAGAAAAAUAAUCCCUCUCGGUCAGUGGGUCCCUAAGGUAGCUGUCGACGCUUACGUUGCCCCCAACGUUGUCUUGGCCGGUCAAGUAACAGUUAACGACGGAGCCUCGGUGUGGAAUGGUUGCGUCCUACGUGGCGAUCUCAACAAGAUCACCGUUGGGUUCUGCUCUAAUGUCCAGGAACGCUGCGUCAUUCACGCCGCUUGGUCCUCUCCGACCGGACUUCCAGCUGAGACAUCAAUUGAGAGGUUUGUGACAGUUGGUGCUUACAGUCUCUUGAGAUCAUGCACGAUUGAACCAGAGUGCAUUAUUGGACAACAUUCGAUUCUUAUGGAAGGUUCCUUGGUGGAGACUCACUCUAUCCUUGAAGCUGGUUCUGUAGUUCCUCCAGGUAGGAGAAUCCCAACUGGUGAGCUUUGGGCAGGAAAUCCAGCUAGGUUUGUUCGGGCUUUGACCCAUGAAGAAACCUUAGAAAUCCCUAAACUUGCCGUGGCUAUUAAUGAUCUAAGCAAAGAACAUUUAUCCGAGUUCCUUCCGUACUCAACAGCAUAUUUAGAAGUUGAGAAGUUAAAGAAGUCCCUAGGAAUAACCAUUUGAUUGCCCUUCAUUUUUCAUUAUUCCAUAAUAUCGGUUUCCCCGAGUUUUCCUUGCGAAGAAAUAAGCAACCAAAGAACACCUAGAAGAAGAAUCUUUUCUGUUGUUUAUCCAUGCACUUCAUCAUGUUGGCUGUUGAAAGAAAAACCUUUUAAUCAUGAGUGACCUAUGAAAUGGAAUAUAGAUUGUAGGUGAAUUAAUUUCAUUUUGUAUGAUGUUGAGUUUAUUGUGGUUUGUCCUUUGUGUUGAGUGUGAUGGCAUGUAUAAAAUUGCCAGUGCCUUUCACAUUAUUAAUAUUCAUAAAUGGAAUUGAAUGAUUGAUGAGGACGUA
Messenger RNA from Gossypium raimondii (Peruvian cotton), 1148 nucleotides. RefSeq names its product gamma carbonic anhydrase-like 1, mitochondrial. The transcript has 2 exons. NCBI's taxonomy places the organism in Eukaryota, Viridiplantae, Streptophyta, Magnoliopsida, Malvales, Malvaceae. The record is from RefSeq and is a predicted model, not a curated record. Bases 71 to 820 code for a protein of 249 amino acids.